AGGCGGGGCGGGGUCUCUGCGCCGGGGCCGCGCCCGCCUCCCGGCGGUCACGGGAGAAGCGGGAAGGAGGCGCGGCGCCGGGUGCGGCGCGGGGGCUCUGGCGGCUCCGAGUCCGGCUCUCGCUGCCCGCCGCCGCCAUGGCCUCGCUCUUCAAGAAGAAGACGGUGGAUGAUGUAAUAAAGGAACAGAAUCGAGAGUUAAGAGGUACACAGAGGACUAUAACCAGAGAUCGAGCAGCCCUGGAGAAACAGGAAAAACAGCUGGAACUGGAAAUAAAGAAAAUGGCAAAGACUGGUAACAAAGAAGCCUGCAAGGUUCUAGCAAAACAGUUGGUGCAACUGCGAAAACAGAAAACUCGAACCUAUGCUGUUAGUUCCAAAGUCACCUCCAUGUCAACUCAAACAAAAGUGAUGAAUUCCCAGAUGAAGAUGGCAGGAGCUAUGUCAACCACAGCAAAAACAAUGCAAUCUGUUAACAAGAAGAUGGACCCUCAAAAGACGUUACAAACUAUGCAGAAUUUCCAGAAGGAAAACAUGAAGAUGGAAAUGACUGAGGAAAUGAUUAAUGAUACCCUGGAUGAUAUCUUUGAGGGCUCUGAUGAAGAAGAGGAAAGCCAGGAUAUUGUGAACCAAGUGCUUGACGAAAUUGGAAUUGAAAUCUCAGGAAAGAUGGCCAAAGCACCAUCUGCUGCCAGAGGCUUACCAUCUGCAUCAGCAUCAAAAACUACCACCAUUUCAGAUGAAGAGAUUGAACGGCAGCUCAAAGCUUUGGGAGUAGAUUAGCCUGAUGACAAUACACAGCCUGCCUUUUAACAAUUAUUCAACUACAGACAGAUGUGAAAUGUAUGCAUUUUCAACACAACUGAUGUACUUUGGUUUUAAGGAGAACUGAAGUCUUCAGAAAUAAGCUGAUUCACACCAAAAAAGGCUUAUUUCUUGCCAGAGAACCAUUAUUAGUGGCACUGAAUUCCUGAAAUUGUUUAAAAAAACUACUUUAUCAGAUGACAUGAAUAGAUAACUUGCAUGUGGGAUUUUUUGAACACCGGCUUGAGAUCUGAGGUAAACAGGUACAAGUACAUCCAUUUACACCAAGACUGAAGUUGGGCUGUGUUGCAUUCAAGAUUUAUCCCCACAACUUAGUUGCUUGAGCAGCACUGGCUUUUUUUAAUUUAUAAAAUGUCAGCUGGCAAGCAGACUUGGAAAAAUAACAAUUAUUAAACAAGAUCUUCAUCCAUUUAGCUUUUUUGAAAUUGUCAUCCUGUGAUUGUUGACAGUAUUUCUCUGGAUAAUAUUUGGAGUGUUUAUAAAAUCACUACACAUGGAAAGUUCUUAAAAUAUUUUAUGAUCUUGUCUUUACACUUUUAGUUUGAAAAGGGAUAACCUUUUUCUUUUGGUGAGAGAGAACCUUGAUACUCUAGUAAGCGUAGGCAAUUAUAUCUUUGUUUUUCAGGUGUCUUUAGUAAAUUUGAGUUGAUUCAUUCUUAGACAAUUGUACUACUUACUGAAGGGUAUGGGUGCAAUCCAGCUCUUGUUGACUUCAGUGGAAGAGGCUUGAACUAAAUAUUUUUAGUGAAUAUUUUGCAUGAAAGGCACUGAAUAAACUGUAUUGUACUGUAACAUAGCUAACUUCAACAGAAUUGUUGUGCCUUUGUGUAUAUAAAACCUUGCUAUAUGCUCCUGAUUUUUCAAAAUUGUAUUAAUUGUUGAAGGGUGAAGUAACUACUGUUAAGGCCGUUAUUGCCAGGUACAAAAUAUUCUGAAAAGUGGUAUCUACACUUGAUAGCAGUCCAUGCUGAAGUUCAUAUCUAAAGGACUUCAGCACUUGCAAAAGGAAUCCUGCCUGAAAUCUCAUUGUAUAUAUUUUACAGUACUUAUCCCCUAAUAGUAACUGUUUAAAGAUGCUGCAUUGUUUACUAAGGUACAUGUGAUUGCUUACUGGCAGGUGAAA
Molecule: messenger RNA, 1947 nt
Organism: Dermochelys coriacea (leatherback sea turtle)
Lineage: Eukaryota; Metazoa; Chordata; Testudines; Dermochelyidae
Gene: CHMP2B
Product: charged multivesicular body protein 2B
Exons: 6
Coding region: 138-782 (214 amino acids)
Biological process (GO): protein transport; late endosome to vacuole transport; endosome transport via multivesicular body sorting pathway
Cellular component (GO): multivesicular body; ESCRT III complex
Source: RefSeq, a predicted model, not a curated record